CUUUAAUAGGUGGUUUGCUCCUUCAAAAUUUGAUCCUGUGAAAGUCCCCCAUGCUUUUCUUUGAAAACAAUCUCCUGGUGAUCCCUCCUAUACCGCCUGAUGUUGGUCUGGUGAAGGCUUUGAAGAACAUGAUACUGUUAGUGGAGAGAAGCUCAAGACCAGGGACAAUUAAAUUUUUUCGCACGCAAUCACCUAGGCAUUUUGAAGGAGGUGACUGGAACCAUGGUGAUUCUUGCCAACGGUUACAACCUAUGUUGCCGGAGCAAGUUGAAGAACUCUUCUCAUUAAAGAAUAACGGGACAAAUGUGGAGGCACGCAUGGUGAAUCAACACCUAUACAAGGCCCUUGAGGAGUCUAAUUUCCAUGUUUUAGACAUCACCCGCAUGAGUGAGUUCAGAGCAGAUGCCCAUCCGGCCACCGCUGGUGGAAAGAAACACGACGAUUGCAUGCACUGGUGCCUACCAGGAAUUAAAGAUACUUGGAAUGACUUGUUUGUAGCCCAUUUGAAUGAUCCCAAGACUAGAAAUUGAUACACCACUAAUAAUAUCCUUCAUGAAAU
Molecule: messenger RNA, 559 nt
Organism: Rubroshorea leprosula
Lineage: Eukaryota; Viridiplantae; Streptophyta; Magnoliopsida; Malvales; Dipterocarpaceae
Source: the annotation of a GenBank genome assembly